AUGGACCACCGCCCACAAGCCUGGGGCCGUCCCCGCGACGAUGUCUACGGUGCCUAUGACCACACGUACCUCAACCACUCGGCACCCAAGACCCACACUCAGUCGCCCGCCGUGACGGGAACCUCGGUGCUUGGUCUCAAGUUUAAGGACGGCGUGGUGCUGGCGGCAGACAACCUGGCGUCGUACGGCUCGCUGGCGCGCUUCAACGACAUCAAGCGGCUGCGGCCCUUCGCGGGCACGUCGGUCGUCGGCUUCUCGGGCGACGUCAGCGACAUGCAGUACCUGGACCGGCACCUGAACGAGCUGGAGAUCGACGAGGCCUACGGCGGCAGCGAGGCCACGCGGAGCGGCGACGCCGCGCCCGCCGGCGAGCCCGCCACCGACGCCGGCCACCCGCUGUCGGGCCUCUCCGCCGAGAACCUGCACAAGUACCUCGCCAAGCUCUUCUACGCCCGCCGCAACAAGUUCGACCCCCUCUGGAACCAGGUCCUGGUCGCCGGCUUCAGCGGGGCCACCAACAAGCCCUUCCUGGCCGCCGCCGACCUGCGCGGCACCGUCUUCUCGUCGCCCUCGCUCGCCACGGGCUUCGGCUCCAUGCUCGCCCAGCCCAUCAUGCGCAAGUACGCUGCUACUGAGGAGGACGCCGCUAAGCUCACAAAGGAGCAGGCCGUGGAGAUCGUCCGCGACUGCAUGAAGGUGCUGUACUACCGUGACGCGCGGUCCUGGGACGGCUACUCGCUCGCCGUCGUCACGCGCGAGGGCGUCGAGGUGAGCUACGACGAGAAGCUCGAGAACCAGAGCUGGGCCUUUGCGGACCGGAUCAAGGGUUACGGCACGCAGGAUGUGUAG
Diaporthe amygdali is the source of this 849-nucleotide messenger RNA. Its product is annotated as proteasome component pre4. Lineage: Eukaryota; Fungi; Ascomycota; Sordariomycetes; Diaporthales; Diaporthaceae. The record is from RefSeq and is a predicted model, not a curated record. Gene Ontology annotation, cellular component: proteasome core complex. Bases 1 to 849 code for a protein of 282 amino acids. The transcript has a single exon.